AACUGCUUCUUUGUCAUUUGGGGUGUAUUUAUUGGGCAAACAUUUAUUGAGUACCUGCUGUCUGUUGACUGGGAUGGAGAAGAUGAAUAAUACACCAUCUACCCCAGAAAGCUCCUCUUCUAGUAGGGGCAGACUGACUCAUAACCAGAGAGCCAGAAAACAUCCUGGUUAUGAGAAGACAGAUGAUGUUUCAGAGAAGACCUCACUAGCUGAUCAGGAAGAAGUAAGAACCAUAUUCAUCAAUCAGCCUCAGCUGACAAAAUUCUGCAACAAUCACGUCAGUACUGCAAAAUACAACGUGAUCACAUUCCUUCCAAGAUUCCUCUACUCUCAGUUCAGAAGAGCAGCUAAUUCGUUCUUUCUCUUUAUUGCCCUGCUCCAGCAAAUACCUGAUGUGUCACCAACAGGUCGUUAUACAACACUGGUUCCUCUCUUAUUUAUUUUAGCUGUGGCAGCUAUCAAAGAGAUAAUAGAAGACAUUAAACGACACAAAGCCGAUAAUGCUGUGAACAAGAAACAGACACAAGUUCUGAGAAAUGGUGCUUGGGAAAUUGUUCACUGGGAGAAGGUAAAUGUUGGAGAUAUAGUUAUAAUAAAAGGCAAAGAGUAUAUACCUGCUGACACUGUCCUUCUCUCAUCAAGUGAGCCCCAGGCCAUGUGCUACAUCGAGACAUCCAACUUAGAUGGUGAAACAAACUUGAAAAUUAGACAAGGCUUACCAGCAACAUCGGAUAUCAAGGACAUUGACAGUUUGAUGACAAUUUCUGGCAGAAUUGAGUGUGAAAGCCCAAACCGGCAUCUCUACGAUUUUGUUGGGAAUAUAAGGCUUGAUGGACAUGGCACUGUUCCCCUGGGAGCAGACCAGAUUCUUCUACGUGGUGCUCAGUUAAGAAAUACUCAGUGGGUCCAUGGGAUAGUUGUUUACACAGGACAUGACACCAAGCUGAUGCAGAAUUCCACAAGUCCGCCACUUAAACUCUCCAAUGUGGAACGGAUUACAAAUGUGCAAAUUCUGAUUUUAUUUUGCAUCUUAAUUGCCAUGUCUCUUAUCUGUUCUGUGGGCUCAGCCAUUUGGAAUCGAAGGCAUUCUGGGAAAGACUGGUACCUCCAUCUACACUAUGGUGGCGCUAAUAAUUUCGGACUGAACUUCUUGACUUUCAUUAUCCUUUUCAACAACCUCAUUCCUAUCAGCUUGUUGGUUACAUUAGAAGUGGUAAAGUUUACCCAGGCAUAUUUCAUAAAUUGGGAUCUAGACAUGCACUACGAGCCCACAGACACUGCUGCAAUGGCCCGGACAUCUAAUCUGAAUGAAGAACUUGGCCAGGUUAAAUACAUAUUUUCUGACAAAACUGGGACCCUGACAUGCAAUGUGAUGCAAUUUAAGAAGUGUACCAUCGCAGGCGUGGCUUAUGGCCAUGUCCCCGAACCUGAGGAUUAUGGGUGCUCGCCUGAAGAAUGGCAGAGCUCACAGUUUGGAGAUGAAAAAACAUUUAGUGACCCAUCAUUGCUGGAAAAUCUCCAGAAUAACCAUCCUACCGCACCUAUCAUUUGUGAAUUUCUCACAAUGAUGGCAGUCUGCCACACAGCUGUACCGGAGAGAGAAGGUGAAAAGAUCCUCUACCAGGCAGCAUCUCCAGAUGAGGGAGCACUGGUCAGAGCGGCCAAGCAGUUGAAUUUUGUCUUCACUGGAAGAACUCCUGACUCAGUCAUCAUAGAUUCGCUGGGGCAGGAAGAAAGAUAUGAGUUGCUCAAUGUCCUGGAGUUCACCAGCGCUAGGAAAAGAAUGUCGGUGGUGGUUCGCACUCCGUCCGGGAAGUUACGGCUUUACUGCAAAGGAGCUGACACAGUAAUUUAUGAACGACUCGCAGAGACGUCAAAGUACAAAGAAAUCACCCUAAAACAUUUAGAACAGUUUGCAACGGAAGGGCUGAGGACUUUGUGUUUUGCUGUGGCUGAGAUCUCUGAGAGUGACUUCGAGGAGUGGCGGGCUGUCUACCAACGAGCAUCCACCUCGGUGCAGAACAGGCUGCUGAAGCUGGAGGAGAGCUACGAGCUGAUCGAAAAGAAUCUUCAGCUACUUGGAGCUACAGCCAUUGAAGAUAAAUUGCAAGACCAAGUGCCUGAAACCAUAGAAACUCUCAUGAAAGCUGACAUCAAAAUAUGGAUCCUUACUGGGGACAAGCAAGAAACUGCCAUUAAUAUUGGACACUCCUGCAGACUGCUGAAGAAGAACAUGGGGAUGAUUGUUAUAAACGAAGCCUCUCUUGAUGGAACCAGGGAAACUCUUAGUCGGCACUGCACCACCCUUGGAGAUGCCCUUCGGAAGGAAAAUGACUUUGCUCUUAUAAUCGAUGGGAAGACCCUCAAAUAUGCCUUAACCUUCGGAGUCCGGCAGUAUUUCCUGGACUUAGCUUUGUCCUGCAAAGCUGUCAUUUGCUGCAGGGUUUCUCCUCUUCAGAAAUCUGAGGUGGUCGAGAUGGUUAAGAAACAAGUCAAAGUCAUCACACUUGCCAUUGGAGAUGGAGCAAAUGACGUUAGCAUGAUACAGACGGCCCAUGUGGGUGUUGGGAUAAGUGGCAAUGAAGGUUUGCAGGCAGCCAACUCUUCAGAUUACUCCAUAGCUCAGUUCAAGUAUUUGAAGAAUUUGUUGAUGGUUCAUGGUGCCUGGAAUUACAACCGAGUAUCCAAGUGCAUCCUAUACUGCUUCUACAAGAACAUUGUGCUCUACAUCAUUGAGAUCUGGUUUGCCUUUGUCAAUGGCUUCUCUGGACAGAUCCUCUUUGAGAGAUGGUGCAUAGGGCUUUAUAAUGUGAUGUUUACAGCGAUGCCUCCCUUAACAUUGGGAAUAUUUGAGAGAUCGUGCAGAAAGGAGAACAUGCUGAAGUACCCUGAGUUGUACAAAACGUCUCAGAACGCUCUGGACUUCAACACCAAGGUUUUCUGGGUUCAUUGUUUGAAUGGCCUCUUCCACUCAGUUAUUCUGUUUUGGUUCCCACUAAAAGCCCUUCAGUAUGGUACGGUAUUUGGAAAUGGAAAAACCUCAGAUUACCUGCUUCUGGGAAACUUUGUUUACACUUUUGUAGUGAUAACUGUGUGUCUGAAAGCUGGGCUGGAAACCUCAUAUUGGACAUGGUUCAGUCACAUUGCCAUCUGGGGCAGCAUCGCGCUGUGGGUGGUGUUCUUUGGAAUCUACUCAUCUCUGUGGCCUGCCAUCCCCAUGGCCCCUGAUAUGUCUGGAGAGGCAGCCAUGCUCUUCAGCUCUGGAGUCUUUUGGAUGGGCUUGCUCUCCAUCCCUGUGGCAUCCUUGCUUCUGGAUGUGCUGUGCAAAGUUAUCAAGAGGACAGCCUUCAAAACAUUAGUGGAUGAAGUUCAGGAGCUUGAGGCAAAAUCUCAAGACCCAGGGGCAGUCGUACUUGGGAAAAGCCUCACCGAGAGGGCCCAGUUGCUGAAGAAUGUCUUUAAGAAGAACCACGUCAAUCUCUACCGCUCUGAGUCUCUGCAACAGAACCUGCUCCAUGGCUAUGCCUUCUCUCAAGAUGAAAACGGCAUUGUCUCACAGUCUGAAGUCAUUCGAGCCUAUGAUACCACGAAACAGAGGCCAGAUGAGUGGUGAUAAGGAGGCCUAAGCAACAGACCCUGCUGAGUCUCUGAGAAGAGCUGUCACAAUUUAAGGUCACCACUGCAAUCUGAUGACCAAUCCCAGUCUGGUUCAUGGGGAGAAAAAGUAUGUCUGAGCUCAUCUCACAGAUGGACAUUAUGUGACUACUAUACCACCAUUGCCCUCAGAUGUUCUCAAGUACCUGCUAAGGUUUUGUAAACUGAUAUUGGAAAUGACCUUGUGUCUUGCCUGAGUGCUUUCUCAAAAUGGGGACAGGUCAGUGUUCACAAGCCAUCCCUCUGGGGCUGUAACUAUCAGUUCAUUGGUUCCACCACCAGUCAAUCAACCAUUUAAAA
Phodopus roborovskii (desert hamster) is the source of this 3954-nucleotide messenger RNA. It is a transcript of the gene Atp8a1, whose product is annotated as ATPase phospholipid transporting 8A1. Gene Ontology annotation, cellular component: plasma membrane. The transcript is spliced from 37 exons. The coding region runs from base 74 to 3613 and encodes 1179 amino acids. Gene Ontology annotation, biological process: phospholipid translocation. NCBI's taxonomy places the organism in Eukaryota, Metazoa, Chordata, Mammalia, Rodentia, Cricetidae. The record is from RefSeq and is a predicted model, not a curated record. Gene Ontology annotation, molecular function: ATP binding; ATP hydrolysis activity; ATPase-coupled intramembrane lipid carrier activity.